Molecule: messenger RNA, 1430 nt
Organism: Phoenix dactylifera (date palm)
Lineage: Eukaryota; Viridiplantae; Streptophyta; Magnoliopsida; Arecales; Arecaceae
Source: RefSeq, a predicted model, not a curated record
CAUCACAGCCACAAAAGUUUUGCCAUUUGUUGGCGACUUUCCUCCCAAAUGAGAUAUUUCUCCUCAUCCGAUAUCCGGAACUCUACGAUCAACCUAGAGUGUUCUCUGAGAAAAGCCAUCAACCCAGAGCGGUAUUCAUCAACUUACUCUCCUCGUCUAUAUGAUCAACUGAUGACCUGCACCUCUACUCGUUUCACUCGUUUUUUCCUCGCUCUUUCCAUAUGCUAAUAGUUUGGAGUUAACAGAGCAUAUAGGAUUGGAAGACCCAUAUAAAUCCUUCUACAGAUACCAAGCUCCAAUGUUGCAGUAACUAAAUGCUACAACGGCCAUGAUUACCUGUUGUUCCCUCCAUCCGAACUCACUUCCCAAUGCUCUGCCACUUCCUUUUGGACUACAAAACUCUGGUUCUCCUCCUAUGUUAUCCAGCUUCUCGUAUUCAGGAUUCCCAUUCCAUACCAGAUUCUUUCCCAUCUUGAAACAUCUGAAACUAGAGGAGAGGGGAAACAAGACUAAUUGCCACCUUAAUGCCAUCCAAAACAGCCAAGCAUUGAAUGGAGCUCCGGGAGAAGUACUUGAUAAUGAUGAAGACGAUGCCGAGCUCUGUCCAGUUGAUUGUGUCAGAGAAUUCAAGACCGAGGAAGAAUUCCGGAGGAUACUGGACAAGGCAAAAGAGACCGGUUCGCUCGUUGUGGUGGAUUUCUAUCGCACAUCUUGCGGCAGCUGCAAGUACAUAGAACAAGGCUUCGCAAAAUUAUGCAAAGGUUCUGGUGAUCAAGAAGGUGAUGUAGUCUUCUUAAAGCAUAAUGUUAUUGAUGAAUAUGAUGAGCAAUCUGAGGUUGCAGAACAGCUACGCAUUAAGGAGAAGGGUGAAAGAGGGUGCUUGGCAUGUCAGAGAAAAGCAGAAGCAGCUGCAGUACCACUAUUUCACUUCUAUAAAGACGGGGUCCUGUUGGAAGCAUUUCCAACCAGAGAUAAGGAGAGAAUUGUGUCUGCCAUUCAAAAAUAUACAUCUCCUCUCUAAAUCACGGAGUUCCUUUUUCGAUACUGUGCAGAUCCUCAAAUCCUCUUGAUGACCUACCUGAAUGGACACUUGCUAUUGAGCUUUAAUGUUUUGCUAUCCUGAAGCCUCUUUAGCUGUACAUGAGAGGUUCUUAUCUCAUUGUUUGGAACUAUGAAGUUUUUCCUACUAGGCUAAAGAUUCAUACAAGUAGAGAGAAUCUUUCAGGCUUCAAUUAUUUAACUGUAAGCCGAUCCGCUCUCUUUUUUUAAUUACCAUGUUCUUCUAUGUUCUUGUAAAAGUUUGUCUCCUGUUAGUUAUUCUUAUACCUGUUUCUCUGGCACAUGACAAAUUAUAAAGUCUACUCAUAUUGAUAAUAAUACAAGAAAAUAUGUAUGUGCAGUGAGAAAAACUCGGACUAUGACUUAAUUCU